Messenger RNA from Pseudophryne corroboree (corroboree frog), 5289 nucleotides. RefSeq names its product spalt like transcription factor 1 (gene SALL1). The transcript has 4 exons. Lineage: Eukaryota; Metazoa; Chordata; Amphibia; Anura; Myobatrachidae. Gene Ontology annotation, molecular function: RNA polymerase II cis-regulatory region sequence-specific DNA binding; DNA-binding transcription factor activity, RNA polymerase II-specific. The record is from RefSeq and is a predicted model, not a curated record. Gene Ontology annotation, cellular component: nucleus. Gene Ontology annotation, biological process: regulation of transcription by RNA polymerase II. Bases 103 to 4122 code for a protein of 1339 amino acids.
GGCAGGACACAUGCGCGCUGGCUGGGGCUCCCUGCCCGGGAUUGGGAGCACAUUUUGGGAGUAAAUUAUUUGUCUUCUGCCCCAGCUGAUGUGUGAGCCAGCAUGUCUCGGAGGAAGCAGGCGAAACCCCAGCAUUUCCAAUCGGACCCCGGUCUGGCCUUGCCUGGAAGUCAUGGUACACUGGAUUUGUUACAGAUGAGGAUCAACAGAGAAUCUCAAGAAAUGAAAUCUGAAGUAGAUGAAGUGAAAUUUCUCUUUAAAAAUGAAAGAGUCGGAGAGAGGGGUCAAACUCAUCGCACACCCAAGAACAAGGAUGCUCAUGUCUGUAGCAGAUGCUGUGCAGAGUUCUUUGAACUAUCAGAUUUGUUGCAACACAAGAAGAACUGCACUAAAAAUCAAUUGGUUCUAAUUGUGAAUGAAAAUCCACCACCACCUCCUGCUGAAACAACCUCUCCUAGUCCCCCCUCAGAUAAUCCUGACGAGCACAUGAAUGACACAGUUAAUAACGCAGAUCAAGCAGACUGUAGUGACCUUUCAGAGCAUGACAAGGCUGACAAAGAAGAAUCCAUGGAGGUGGAGAUUGGAGCUAGCAAUAGCAGCAGUGGUUCCAACAAAGUGGACAAUGGUGUUUCAAGCAGUAAUAAUUCCACAUUGGGUACCUCAGCUAUCACAACCUCACUACCUCAAGUAAGGGAUCUGACAACUUUGGGCAACUUUUCUAUGAUUAACAGCAAUGUCAUCAUUGAAAACCUUCAGAGUACUAGAGUGGCCGUGGCACAGUUCUCCCAAGAAGCUAAAUCUAAAGGGUCCAACAACAAUAAAAUUGCUGUACCUGCACUCAUGGAGCAGCUCCUGGCUUUACAGCAACAGCAGAUACACCAGUUGCACCUGAUUGAGCAAAUCCGAAACCAAAUAUUAUUGCUGGCUUCACAAAGUGCAGAGAUACCUACAUCUUCUAGUGGCUCACAAGGGACAUUGAGGGUAUCUGCCACUCCGCUAGCCACACUGAGUUCCCACUUGUCUCAACAGCUGGCUGCAGCAGCUGGCUUAGCACAAAGUCUUGCUAGUCAAUCAGCCAGCAUUAGUGGCAUAAAGCAACCACCCCCAGUACAGCUACCUCAGAGCAGCCCUGGAAACCCUAUUCCAUCCAACAGUACUUCUCCUCCAACUAUUAAUCAAAAGACGGUGGUAGCAGCAGCAAUUAAUUCACCCUCCUCAGACAGAGUACCUUCAAGCACUGGUGGCUCACAGGUCAGUAACCCACCAGCACCUGUAACAUCAUCACCAGCUUUUGCAAUAAGCAGUCUAUUAAGUCCUGCAUCUAACCCACUACUACCUCAGCCUUCCCCAAGUAACACCCUUUUCCCCAGCACAUUGCCCAACCUAGGAACAGCAGCAGAGGAUUUAAACUCUCUGAGGAAAAACAAGCCAGCCAAUGUGACUACUUUUGAAUCAAAGAGCACAUCAGAUGAGUCAUUCUUCAAACACAAGUGUAGGUUCUGUGCAAAGGUCUUUGGUAGUGACAGUGCCUUGCAGAUCCACCUUCGGUCUCAUACAGGUGAGAGACCUUUUAAAUGCAACAUUUGUGGAAACAGGUUUUCCACCAAAGGGAAUCUAAAAGUUCACUUUCAGCGCCACAAAGAGAAGUAUCCUCACAUUCAGAUGAACCCAUACCCUGUGCCGGAGCAUUUAGACAAUAUACCUACAAGUACGGGAAUUCCAUAUGGGAUGUCUAUACCACCAGAAAAGCCUGUAACAAACUGGUUGGACACGAAACCAGUUUUGCCUACACUUACAACAUCUGUGGGGAUGCCACUCCCACCAACCAUGCCCAACUUAACACCAUUUAUUAAGACUGAGGAACCCCAACCUCAACCAAUCAAUCAUCCAAUUGUGAGUCCAUUGGAUAACGUAAAAGGUGAUUUGCCAGCGCUAGAACCACUUCUAAAAAAAGACAUGCUUCCAGAAGAGACUGAGGCUAGUGAGUUACCCACCUCAGAUGAUAAAGGUGAAGACCAUUCUCAACAGUCAAAUUUUUUCCAAAAUUUCAACAGUUCCACCUGCUCCCCUGUAGAUGAUUCUGCUCCCACCACUACUGCAGCUUUUCCAAACCCAAUGCUUCCAUUCAUCUCAGAACAGUUCAAAGCCAAGUUCCCCUUUGGGGGGCUUUUGGAUGCAGCACCUACAUCUGAGACCUCUAAACUACAGCAACUUGUAGAAAACAUUGACAAAAAGUCUAGUGACCCAAACGAGUGUGUCAUUUGUCAUCGGGUACUCAGCUGCCAGAGUGCCCUAAAAAUGCAUUACAGGACACAUACUGGGGAAAGACCUUUUAAAUGCAAAAUAUGUGGGCGUGCUUUUACCACAAAAGGUAACCUAAAGACCCAUUACAGCGUACACCGUGCCAUGCCACCACUUAGGGUACAGCAUUCAUGCCCCAUUUGUCAAAAGAAAUUUACUAAUGCUGUUGUACUGCAGCAACAUAUCAGGAUGCAUAUGGGAGGACAAAUUCCUAACACCCCAGUUGCUGAAAGCUAUCCUGACUCUAUGGAAUCUGAUACUGGAUCCUUUGAUGAGAAAACUAUUGAUGAUCUGGACAACUUCUCAGAUGAAAACAUGGAAGACUGUCCUGAUAGCAGUGUCCCUGACACUCCUAAAUCUGCAGAUGCAUCUCGAGAUAGCCUGUCUUCCUCCCCGCUACCCCCUGAAAUCUCAAGUAUUGCAGCUUUGGAGAAUCAAAUGAAGAUGAUCAAUGCUGGACUGGUAGAGCAGCUCCAGGCUAGCCUGAAGUCGGCUGAAAAUGGUUCUGUUGAAGGUGAUGUUAUGACCAAUGACUCUUCAUCUCUAUGUGGAGAUAUAGAAAGCCAGAGUGCUGGAAGCCCUGCUGCCUCUGAGUCUACUUACUCCAUGAAUGCUCUGUCACCUAAUAGCACAAAUGACUUUCUAAAGUUUCCUAACAUAGAUGAAAAGCAGUCACGAACUUUACCACCUGAGCUCCACAACGGGAUGUCACCAACUCCUGCUAAUGGAGGUGCCCUUGAUUUGACAUCCACCAACACUGAUAAAAUGGUCAAGGAAGAACCUUUGGGUGUGCUCUUUCCAUUCAGAGAACGAAGUAAGUUUAAAAACACAAUAUGUGAUAUUUGUGGCAAAACAUUUGCAUGUCAGAGUGCCUUGGACAUUCAUUACAGAAGCCAUACCAAAGAGAGGCCAUUUAUUUGCACAAUCUGCAAUCGUGGCUUUUCCACUAAAGGUAACUUAAAACAGCAUAUGCUUACACACCAGAUGAGAGAUCUACCAUCACAACUGUUUGAGCCUAACACUAAUUUCACCACUAACACUAAUUUCACCACAAACACCAAUUUACCAUUAAAUACUGCUCCAACUCCACUGGCAACUAUCAUAAAAACUGAAUUUAAUGGUUUCAUGCAUGGCUUACCACAUGAUAAGGAACAGCCUUCAAGUAUUGCAUCUUCGGGAUCUCUCUCAUCUUCAGCUACAUCUCCUGUUCUCCUUCCAUCCUUGGCCAGACGGACUCCAAAGCAGCAUUAUUGCAAUGCGUGUGGCAAAUCGUUUUCCUCUUCCAGUGCUUUACAAAUCCAUGAGCGGACCCACACUGGUGAAAAACCAUUUGCCUGCACCAUUUGUGGAAGAGCAUUUACUACGAAAGGCAAUCUUAAGGUUCAUAUGGGGACUCACAUGUGGAAUAGUGCACCAGCAAGGAGAGGAAGAAGACUUUCUGUAGAUGGACCUAUGGCAUUUUUAGGAGGGAAUCCAGUAAAAUUUCCAGAAAUAUUCCAGAAAGAUUUGGUUGCCAGGGCAGGGAAUGGGGACCCAUCAAGUUUCUGGAGCCAGUAUGCUGCCGCUCUGUCAAAUGGCUUGGCCAUGAAGACCAAUGAAAUUUCUGUGAUUCAAAAUGGUGGAAUUACUCCAAUGACCGGAAGCUUGGGAAAUGGUGGAAGCUCACCCAUCAGCGGCCUGACAGGGAACCUAGAAAAACUGCAGAACGCUGAACCAAAUGCACCUCUAGCUGGUCUGGAGAAAUUGGCGAACAGUGAAAAUGGGACUUCCUUCAAAUUUAUGCGUUUCGUGGAGGACAGUAAAGAGAUUGCCACAAACUAGCAUAUACAUUCUCGAGGACAAAAUAUGCAGCCAGAGGUUGCUUGAUUUUAUUUUAUUUUUAGGACUGCAACAUUGAAACUUUUUUUUUUUUGUACCAUGUCCAACUUCUAGAGUUUUAAGUGAGUGUAUUUAUUAGUGAUUACUACAUACAAAUGCAAGCAUUAACUUUGGUCUUUGUAUUUGGAAUUAAAUACUAAUUGACUAGAGUGGUGAACAGGCUGUAACAUUUAUGGCAACUUGCAAGUCUUGAUUGAUCUUCUGGCAUUAACUUAUUUUUAUAUAUUCCAUUUUACAUGGUCUCUGUGUUAAUGCAUAAAGUAAUAUGGGAAAUUUACAUUACUUUAUGUCAAAUUGAAUGCACAGUUUUAAGGGAAGGUUAUGUCUUACUUACAUUUUUUGGGGGGAGUGAGGGUGGUGGGGAUCAAAAUGACUGACCGAUUUUAGGUCUCUAUCAUAUUUCCCUAAAUGGUUAAGGUGUGUGUUUUGUUUUAUUCCUGGCCCUUUUUUUAAAUUUUUUUUUUUAACUUAUGUUUUAACGUUUUGUGCAUUUAAAAAAAAAAAAAAUUUUUUUACACCGAUGCAUAUCGAUUUUAUGUACAUUGAUAAGCACUCUGAUUAUUUGAGAUGAUGCAAAAGUGUAAAUUUUUAAAUUACAGUCAAUUUUUUUUUCUUUUUUCUUUUUUUUUUUCUUCUUAGUUAAUUCCUUAUAGAACAUGUGCUGGAAUCUCACAAUUGCUGCUAAAUAUAGCAUCUGGAACAACCUUCCAUGGGAAAAAAAAUAAAAUGUAGAUGCUUGUGUAUAUGUACAUAUAUAAAUAUAUAAAUGAGAAAAUAUUCACUUUCAUCAAUGUAAAUAAGUUUUGUGAUCAUUUGUGUUCCCUAGUGGGCCUCCAAAAAAUUGCGCUUUUCAAUGCAUUAUAGUUCCAGCUUGCAGUGAAAGGGUUAAAAUGUCUUGUCUAUUCUCUAAUAGAAAAACAAAAUUAGUUGUGGCUCAUGACUUUUUGUAUUUGUGGGAAAUGGACACUUAUUGGCUUUCUUUUUGAAAGUUAGAUGUCCCGCUCCAAUAAUGUUAUACUGAUAACUAGAAAAAAUACUGUAAUUUUAAUCAAGUCUUCAAAUACAACAAUUUUCAGCCUAUGGUAUGUCUUUGGGGCCGUGCUUGUGAAC